Molecule: messenger RNA, 1793 nt
Organism: Salvelinus namaycush (lake trout)
Lineage: Eukaryota; Metazoa; Chordata; Actinopteri; Salmoniformes; Salmonidae
Gene: slc19a3b
Product: solute carrier family 19 member 3b
Exons: 4
Coding region: 154-1677 (507 amino acids)
Biological process (GO): transmembrane transport; vitamin transport
Cellular component (GO): plasma membrane
Molecular function (GO): vitamin transmembrane transporter activity
Source: RefSeq, a predicted model, not a curated record
UUAGUUCAUAGACAGACAAAAUUCAUACAUUUCCCCGACAAGGACUUGGCCAAGUGAUCUACUGCUGCCUACUGCCAACAGAUCCCAGUGGUACACAGGACUCAGACCCAGAGGUAGUACGUGUGAGGGGGACAUAAAGGGUAGCCUACCAGGAUGGGUUCCUGGGCCAAGCUGAAGUCCACUGGCUGGGUGUUUCCCACAGCCGUUUUGUCACUCUAUGGGUUCUUCGCCAACUGCAGACCAGCUGAGCCCUUCCUAACACCCUACCUUAUUGGACCAUACAAGAACAUCUCAGAGGAAGUGGUGACCAACUACCUGUUCCCCAUCUGGACGUACUCCUACCUGGCCGUCCUCUUCCCCGUCUUCCUGCUGACAGACUUCCUGAGGUACAAGCCGGUGAUCGUGGUCCAGGGCCUCUUCCUGGUCACCAACUAUGUCCUGCUCUGCUUCGCCCCCGGCCUGACCGCCAUGUCCUUCCUGCAGUUCAACUAUGCCGUGGUGACCUCCACGGAGGUGGCCUACUUCUCCUACAUCUACAGUGUGAUCCCUCCGGAGAGGUACCAGCGGGCCACCGGCUACCUCCGCAGUGCCAUGCUGACAGGCUCCACCCUAGGGGCCACCAUAGGCCAGAUGCUGGUCUCCCUGGCAGGGCUGGACUACUUCCACCUCAAUGCUAUCUCCCUGGGGAUUCUCAGCAUUGCGUUCCUCAUCUCCAUCUGGCUACCCAUGCCCCAGCAGGGGAUGUUCUUCAGGGGGGAGAAGGCUGCCCUGGGCCUGAGCGCCAAGGGCCAGGUGGAGGAGGAGGCGAGUGCAGUGGAGGAGGCCCAGGAUGCAGAGGAGGCCGUGGAGGAUGGUGCUGGGUCGGGUAGGACCCAAGGUGCCGGGGGUAGUACUGGCUGGUGCAGCCUGCAUAAUGUGGUCUAUGCUGGCAGGCUGCUCUGGAGCAGUUUCAGAGAGUCCUACUCCUCUAGGAAGCUGGUCUACUGGUCUCUGUGGUGGGCUCUAGCCACGGCCGGCUACGGCCAGGUGUUCAACUACAUCCAGCUGAUGUGGGACCACAUAGAGCCAUCCAGCACCUCCUCUGUCUACAAUGGAGGGGUCGAGGCCAUCUGCGCAGUAGUAGGUGCAGCCGCAGCCUUCUGUGUGGGUCAUGUAAAGGUGACCUGGGAUGUCUGGGGGGAGCUGUCACUGGGGGUGUUCUCUGCGGUCGGGGCAGGGGCCGUGUUUCUGAUUGGGCUGACCAGCAACAUUUGGGCAAGCUAUGCUGGCUACGUCAUCUUCAAGGCCUCCUACAUGCUGCUGAUCACCAUCACUACAUUCCAGAUUGCAUCCAACCUUUCCAUGGCAUGCUAUGCUCUAACGUUCGGAGUCAACACUUUUGUCGCCCUCUUGCUGCAGACCAUUCUCACAGCCAUCGUUGUUGAUGAAAGUGCACUGGGGUUAGACAUUAUCACACAGGUAUGGUUGCACAAUCCAGAGCUAGACAGGCCAUUGUCCAUUCCUUUAACUGAUCACUGCACAAGUUAUCAAAAGUGGCAAGAGAUUGACACCUGGUGGCAAAUUAUUACUGCAUUGUUACUGUUCUUAACCCCUCUAAUAAAACCAAAGUUUAAUUUCCCUUUCCCCAGUUCAUCAUCUAUGGCAGCUACUAUGCCGCAAUAUCUGUGCUUUUCCUGAUCCGAGGGAUGUACACAGCCUGUGCACACCACUGCCGUCCUAAACAGGCAAUGGACCAGGAGCAGAAAGAAGAACCCGAAGUGGAGAUGCCCUCCUCAGACCGGUUCUGUUCUGAC